UGAAUGAUAUAUUCAGAGUAAAGUUUGCAUCAGAAAUCAUUUCAUUUUUUACAUGUUAUAGACGCUGAUAAAGGCGCGAUAUCUUGUUGCUCAGUAAUAUUUAUAUUCGAAAUGGAGAUACAAAAAUAUAAUCUGAAAAUAUUGAUUGUGAUUGAUGAUAAAUAUCGGUAAAAAUAUCCAUAGUUCUAAUUUUCUUGAUUUGUUAACGAGCUUCCCGCUCUUUUUGUAGUUCAAAGUUCAGAGAAGUUAUCAAACGAUUUGUAUUUAUUUCUUUUUUUAUUUAUUUCGAAUAAUCAUAGAUUAUUCGAAAUCAUAGAAAUAAUAAUUCGUUAUAAUUAAAUUGAAUUUUCCCAUCUCUUGUCAAUUGAUACAGAAAUGUUACGAAAAAAAAAAUAUAUAUAUAUAUGCAAAAAAGAAAAAAAAUCAAAAGUUCAAAAAACACGUUAUAAGUUUAUUCAGGAAGCACAGAAUAAUUAUGCGUGUGUUUCAUAAUUUUAUCUAAAGGGUUAUCUCUCUGUGCUAAAGCCAUAUAAUUGACAAACUUCGUCUUUUAAAAUCGCUUUUACUCGUAAACGUUAUCCUAAUUGGGUCAUCGCAAAACGUGUCAUUGCUAACUAAUCAAAUAAGCUCAUAAAUUUUAAACAUUUUUUUCUCUCUCUCUCUCUCUCUCUCACUUUGUCUCUCUCUCUCUUUCUCUUUCUUUCUCUCUGUCUCUCUCUCUCUCUUUCUAUAAGAAAGUGAUUUCACGAAGAUAUUUUACGAUUAAAGAUCAUAGAUUUCUUAACGAACACGAUUACUACAUUUUUAUUCAACAUUUUACAAUUACAAUUCGAACUUACCGCAUUAUGGUCAUUGUUUGAACGACGAUUUUAAACGAACAACGGUCGUCGACCUUCGUACGAGUUGUCGUGAACGCGUGUAUGAUGAUGAAUCUUGCAUCCACGCCCAACACAUGAAGAACCUGAUCGAUGAGAAAAAUAAUCGAACGUAAUAUAACAACGACAACGACAACGACAACGAUGAGGACAAUGACGACGAUAAUGACGAAUUUCGUUCAUGAAUAAGAGACGAGUUUUUAUCAGAACGACGCCAUGAAUAUACGAGAAAAUAAAUAACGUUCUUUCGAACGUCUAUUAAACUGUUCUUUAUAAUUUUAACAAUGUUCUCUAAUAAAGACGACAAUAAAAACGGUCUUUUUUUCGGCUGGUUGUACCAGGAGCCGGUGUCCGACCGGUUUGCAUGCAGCAAACGUUCUCUCUGCUUGCGUUCACCUCCGUAUCGAAAGGACGAAGACGGGUCAAUGCCCUUAGCACCGUCGAACCUUCCUACCAGGCAUUUCCAGUAUGCGCUUGUAUCUAAGAGUUUCUCAAUAUGGAACACGAUAUUGGGCUCAUCUUUGCUUACUAUGCCAUGGGGUAUUCAAAUGGCGGGUUUCUUUCCUGGAAUUAUUCUUGUAUUAGCAAUGGGUGCUUUGUGUCUUUACACUGCUUAUCGUUUAAUAAUCGUACACCAAUAUCAUGGUUCACAAGAGAACAUCGAAGUUGUACAGUUGAGUCGAAUAUAUCUUAACAAAUGGGUAGAAUACAUAGCAAGGAUCUUUAGUAUUUCAGUUUUGUUAGGUGCAAUGAUAGCCUAUUGGAUAUUGAUGUCUAAUUUUUUAUAUAAUUCAGUUAAUUUUUUUUAUGAUAAUGUCAUGGGACUGCCUACGUAUUCUAUAACUGAUAAUAAUACAGAUAUUGCAGAAAUUUUGUGUACAAGAAAAGAAAUGUAUAAUGGCAGUGAUAUAAUAAUGGCACAAGAACGCACAUUUGAUGCUUUAGGUCCAGCAUGGGAUUUGCACAAAACAGUACCUGCAUUUUUAGCUAUAAUAAUAUUUCCGCUACUUAACUUCAAUAGCACCACAUUUUUCACGAAAUUCAAUUCCCUUGGAACUGUAUCAAUUAUAUAUAUAAUUAUAUUUGUUUUAAUAAAAUCCGCGUCAUGGGGGAUACAUAUGGAUAAAGCAAUGUGGGAAAUUAGUUGGGUAUUGAAACCUACUUUUCCAGCAUUGUCUGGUAUGCUAGCAUUAUCAUUUUUCAUUCACAAUAUUAUAAUUACUAUAAUGCAAAGUAAUUGUGAUCAAUCUAAAAAUGGUAGAGACUUAACGAUAGCAUAUGGUCUUGUUACAAUAACCUACAUUAUAGUAGGUGUAUCAUUUUUUGUGUGUUUUCCUCUUGCCAAAUCAUGUAUUCAAGAUAACUUAUUAAAUAAUUUUAAAGAAUGGGAUGCUUUAACAAUAAUUGCUCGUAUAGUAUUAUUAUUUCAACUAUUAACUGUUUACCCAUUACUCACAUACAUGUUAAGAAUUCAAUUGAUUUCAUCAGUAUGUAAGACAUCUACCAUAUAUAGCACAUUAAUAACCAAUUUCAUUUUGAUUUCGAUCUGUAUAUUAUUUGCUACAUUUUUACCAUACAUUGGAACUGUCAUAAGAUAUACCGGUGCUUUAAGUGGCUUAAUUUAUGUAUUUACUUUACCAUGUUUACUUCAUUUAUCUUUUUUGCGAAAGCAAGGAAAAUUAACUACAGUUUCAACAAUUGUACAUUUAAUUAUACCAAUUAUUGGUAUAUUAAACCUUAUAGCUCAAUUUUUUAUAGUUGAUCAUUGAUAUUAGAUGUAAUGCUUUGACAAAAUCAUUAUUAUAAAUUCAUAUUUAAUUUUAUAUAAUAAAAUGCAUAAAUUUUGUUAGAGAUAUUUAAAUAUCUUGUACGUUUGUUAUUAUUAUUACUACUUUAAUUAAUAUUAUUGUAAUUUAGCAACAAAUAGAGAAAACUUCUCUGAAAUACACAUUUGUAUCUCAUUUUGUACUUUUUGCAAUUAUAAAUAUUUAAUAGUACGAUAAUCAAUAUACGUCCAGCAAUUACAUAGAUAAAUAUAAUUUAUUUAAUAUAGAGAAUAAAUUGUAUUACCUAUUUUAUUCUGAAGUUUGCAUUUUUAUCUUUUGUAUAACCAGACAGUAUCAACACCUUCGCCAAUAGUUGCAAUUGGAUUUGUAUUAGGAAGAGGAAAUCUACAGACUAUUAUAACAGAAUCUUUUUGUAAUUCUGUAUUAAAU
Molecule: messenger RNA, 3091 nt
Organism: Vespa velutina
Lineage: Eukaryota; Metazoa; Arthropoda; Insecta; Hymenoptera; Vespidae
Product: sodium-coupled neutral amino acid transporter 9-like
Exons: 9
Coding region: 1160-2644 (494 amino acids)
Biological process (GO): amino acid transmembrane transport
Molecular function (GO): amino acid transmembrane transporter activity
Source: RefSeq, a predicted model, not a curated record